Molecule: messenger RNA, 1018 nt
Organism: Lentinula edodes (shiitake mushroom)
Lineage: Eukaryota; Fungi; Basidiomycota; Agaricomycetes; Agaricales; Omphalotaceae
Product: 2,4-dienoyl-CoA reductase
Exons: 6
Coding region: 77-955 (292 amino acids)
Biological process (GO): fatty acid catabolic process
Molecular function (GO): 2,4-dienoyl-CoA reductase (NADPH) activity
Source: RefSeq, a predicted model, not a curated record
AGGUCAACUCAAUUCAAUUGAGACGAAAAAUGUUUUUAAGAUUGAAAAAUAUUGUACGCAUACUUCAAUUUCCCCGAUGUCUCCUUCUGCAUAUGUUGCUCCCAUUGUCGACUCUACCUCCUCCUUCAAAAGCGAUAUUUUUGCAGGGAAGGUUCUCUUCUGUACUGGGGGGGCGUCCGGGAUAUGUCGAGGAAUGACUGAGGCGAUAAUGCGCCAUGGAGCCAACGCAGUUAUAAUCGGACGAAGGCUGGAUCGACUCGAACAAACAUCUAAAGAGCUGUCUGCCGCAACUGGCAGGACUUGUAUACCAGCUCAAGCGGACGUCAGACAACCCAAUUCCCUGAAAGAGGCCGCCCAAAAGGCGAUCAAUGUGUUUGGAAGGAUUGACUUCGUUAUAUGCGGUGCUGCUGGCAAUUUCAUGGCUCCGAUAUCUGGGCUUUCAGAAAAUGCAUUCAAGACCGUAAUCGAGAUUGACACUCUUGGUACCUAUAACACCGUUAAGGCGACGAUCCCGCAUGUUCGUGUGACUAAAGGGGCAUACAUCUCAGUUAGUGCCACUCUCCAUUACAAUGCCACUCCGUACCAGGUACACGUCUCUGCCGCGAAAGCUGCAGUAGAUGCAUUAUCGAAUGUCCUAGCCGUUGAGGAAGGACCUCACGGGGUACGAUCAAAUGUGAUUGCUCCCGGCUUCAUAGCGGGCACAGAGGGAUUUGAUAGAUUGUCAAACAAGAAGGACAAAUCCCAUGGCUUCUCUGCUCCCCUAGGUCGAUUUGGAGAUGUGAAAGAUGUUGCCAAUGCAGCCGUUUUUUUGUUUAGUGAUGCGGCUUCAUACGUUACGGGCCAAGUGAUUCCCGUCGAUGGGGGAUCAGAGCAUCUCAGGGGUACGUUCUUCCCUUAUCCACAAUCUGUUCUUGAUCCCACGAGCAUGCAAAAACUCAUGAAAGGGAAGCUAUGAAUAACGAUGUAGAACAAUAUAGAGUUGACGAGAAAUAAAUUUGUAUCGAUAUUCCUACCUGAA